Ostrea edulis (European flat oyster) is the source of this 3499-nucleotide messenger RNA. RefSeq lists its product as uncharacterized. Bases 62 to 3337 code for a protein of 1091 amino acids. Gene Ontology annotation, molecular function: protein binding. The transcript has 21 exons. The record is from RefSeq and is a predicted model, not a curated record. Lineage: Eukaryota; Metazoa; Mollusca; Bivalvia; Ostreida; Ostreidae. Gene Ontology annotation, cellular component: plasma membrane.
AUUGGAUUCCAUAGCUAGCUCUCACCAGUCGGCGCGGACAGUCGUCUAGAAAAGUGCUGCUAUGGAUAAACACAGACCCAGGGCGCUCUACCUUGACCUGAUUCACGUCAUCCUCACCUUCACCGCGUCCUUUCACCUGUCCAAAGGUCUAACGUGCAACAGGAAGGAAUUUAAAAACAAUCGGACACAAUACAACUGUUCCGGGAGAGGAGCUGAUGAUGUACCCGUCGACAUACCACGGGAUACCUCGGAAAUAUUGCUUAACAAUAACGCACUUACAAAGAUCGCAACGGGAACGUUCGAAAAUCUGAGACAAGUUGACACAAUAAAUCUGGCUAACAACAGAAUCAAAACAUUGGAGAAAAACUCGUUCCUUGAUCUACCAAAACUGACGAAAAUAAUCCUGACGAACAAUCCCCUGCUUUGUGACUGCCGAAUGAGCUGGUUCUUGGACUUCCAUAAAUACUACAGUAUUUCAUUGACUCCAACCACAAGAAAUGCGCCAUUAACAUGUAGCGCCCCCUCUUCGGUACAAGGGAGAUCAUUUACCAAACUUCAGCAGCGUGAUCUCAGAUGCGACUGCCGGAAUCCUGGACAGCUGUAUCAGGGAACUGUGAAUGUCACUGCCAGUGGACGUGCCUGCCAGCCCUGGGACAGCCAAGUGCCCCACUCGCACUUGUACGGAGCUUUUAGCCAGGCUGAAAAAAACUACUGCCGAAACUUUGAAAUUGAAGAUCCCUGGUGUCUCACGAUGGAAAACACCGUGAAAUGGGAAAAAUGCAACGUGACUAGAUGUGAGGAUUUUUGUUACCAAUACGACACGUUGGAUAUCUAUAACAAAACGUCACUGAAGAGCGAUUGCGGAAUGGUUGGGAACGUCAAAGCUGAUGAUGACAACUGCAAGAUAUUGACGGCAAUCAUGGGGGCUUUACGUGAAAUAUUGUGGAAGAGAGGAAUAGAAUGCCCUAGCACCUUCCGGUUACUGCGCGCAGCGAUAUUGAGCUCUAACACAACAUUCCGGAAGUUUCUACCCUGUACUACACCAAAACAUCUGUUUCGAGAGAAGCGUGUGGUGACUGACGUCUGUAACAAAGAGUACAUGGCGGCUGUUUUAUCUCCUUCCUCAGAGAGCGAAUUCUGCAGGAAUUUAGUGUGGUAUACAAACUGUAAGAUCUCCAGUCUGAUGACUGUGGAAGAUGUGACGUUUUCUGUGGACAAUAAGAGGGAGGUAAUCCAGAUCUUUCAGUCAGAACUACUGCUUGUUAACCUGGGACUGCCCAGCGAAAAAUGUGGUGAUACUAUGCUUUCUGACACAUUAGAUCCCAGGAAAAGUGGUGGAUCUAAAUUUCCGCGGAAUGGUUCAGCAGAUUUCAGACUCGUUGGGGAAUCUGGUCAGGACGAAGGGGUUUCCUAUAUCUUAGAUUGCAGAAUACCUGGGAAGCUAUACACGGGGUACCGAAACACGACUAACGACACUUACCUGUGCCAGCCGUGGGACGACCAAACUCCCAAUAUACAGAAUUACGACGCCUUCACAUCAGCUAGGGAGAAUUUCUGUAGAAACUUUGACCGCGACGAAGCCUGGUGUCUGCCUGCCACCUACACCAGUAGAUAUGCAGAGCCUUGUAUGGUUCCCAUCUGUGAAAACAGAUGUUACGAAAAAGCUCGCUUAGAUGCUGCAGCUAAAUUGGGGUCUUGUAAGAUAUCCAAAGACAGCGAAGACUGUAGAAAGAUUGCGCUGUACAUUGAAUGCCUGCGUAUUGAACUAGACAUAAUAAAUACAGUUGGGGGAGAAAAGGUCAACUGCGCCAACAACAAGAAGAAUAAGAUUAUUCGAUCCAUUGUUGUACAACUAGUACCUGGAAACCUGACGGAAAAACAACGCGACCAAUGCUAUCCUUCGGCGUGUUCAUCCAUCCCAGAACGAACCGACUUAAACUUUAGCCUGUUUUACGAAAUGCAGGUGAAAUAUGGAUAUGACCUUUGCGAUGCUGAGUGGUGGUAUUUGAAUAAAAUAAUAUCAGACGACGCCAAAAAUAGUCCAGACAUAUGCUAUGAAACAGAAAAAGUAAAACUCCACGAGAAAAUACACGCCAUCCGACUCGCUGAAGCCGACGACGACCCAGGAACAACGACGAUGCCGCCUUUGUUUGAGACCAGUACACUCAACAUCACACUCCACGUAAACAACAGAACAAUGGACAGCAAUGAAACAGAUUGUGGAAAUUACACGAUGGAACUGGACGUUAAUAACUUGGAACCGCAACCAACUCCUGUGGACCCUAGCGGGCCUGUCGUUACGGUAUCCGACCCCUCAGAUAAAAUGUGGAGGAUUUUAGGAGCAGUUGGUGGUACCCUGUUCGUGGUGUCUCUCGCUUGGCUGGCAGUCGUUAUAUGGAAAAGAAAAGUUCGAAAACCAGAACAAAACAGGGUUCUUGGUUUAUUUAGGGAUUUAGAGAUUGUCAAGCAUAAAGAUGACUACAUGACAUAUGAAGUGUACUCUAAAUGUAGAGGAAGCAAGGGAGAUUAUGAUGAUUACGCCUUAUUGGGGGAGACGGAGGAUCCCUAUGCUACGCUCGGUGACAAAGAAGAGGACCCUUACAAUCUGAUUCCUGACCUUGAGUCUGAAUUAAAGAAUUCGGACACCUAUAAUCUCCCCAAAAACUUUCACUCGAUGACUUUACCACGAGAUUUCGUAGAAUAUGUGAGGAUUCAAACAGGAGGCAAAUUGAAGUUUUCUGACGCAUCACUUGAAGCAUUAGAUUAUGAAUAUCGCAAAGCAGUGCGAGAUGUAUUCGAGAAUGAGUAUACCGCACUAGGUAAAAUGCAUGACGACGAAAAGGACGCUAAUGAGGAAGGCUAUUCUAAUCUAGACGACGUAAUUGCAAAAAUUGAGAAAAUGUCACAAAAAAGUUUAUCAAACGUUUCGUGUAAAGAUGACGACGGUUAUGAUUUGUCGAAAGACGACAACAAGAGCCAAGAUUCCCAGAAUCGAUGUCCUGACGUUGGGGGUGACCUUGCGGAUGACGUUGGGGAUGACAAUAAAUCUGAAACGGACUCUCUGAUUCCGAUGAUUUCCAUCAUUAAAAGGCCAAAGCUUGCCAUCCCAAAAGAGGAAAGCAAUGAUACAAACGAUGACUAUGCUAAAGUUGAAUGCCGAAUACCAACCCCUGAACACAAAAAGAGUAGUGAUUCUUCGAUCUCUCUUCAUGGAUCGGAUCAAUCGCUGGCUGAAAAUGACAACCCCGGAAACUGCUCUCGAUGUUUUUACAAAUGUCUCAGCAUAAUGAAGAGGCAGAAAAAGUUGACAGCAAUUUGCAAAAAACACUUCACAUAAAACUAUUUUAUGUGUGCCAUGUUUUCAGUGGAUUUUGUUAUCAUACGUAUUUUAAUACAUUUAUAUAUAUAUAUAUAUAUAUUGUGACUUUUUUGCAGCUAUUAUUUUUCUCUUUGAAUUAUGAAUAUGUAUACAAAUGAUGAUAGUAAACACGCUACUGUA